GUACGGAGUACUAAUAGCGAGCGUUCAAGAUGUUUGAUAUACAACAUCUUGAAACCUCCUCCCCAAAACCGCCAUUGAACAAUGCGCUUACUUCUCUGCAUUCUCUGCCUUGUUCGAGUGAUCCAAGCUGCACCUACUACUAAUACCAGUGAUAGUCCUGAGUCCCUGUGGUCCUCUGAAUCGUCAACAUGCGCAAACCAACGAACCCUAUGGGACAUCAUCUCUACGUGUGCUUUGACUCUGCUGGCAUGCAUUUACAGUUCCAUUCACCUCAACAUUCCGAGCCCUGAGGACAGCUCCAUUCGUAUUUUUUUGCGGCGGGUUGGUACCAUGGGAAUCGCACUACUCGCUCCUGACCUGCUCGUUGGAUGGGCUAUGCGCCAGUGGCUCUGGGCUCGUCAAAUUACAGCACAGGUUAAGGAGUCACAUCUCAGUGUUUGCUAUCAUCCCCAAGAGCGGUCUGAAGAUCAUGCCGGCACGGUGACUCAGGCUCUCGUGGCGCAUACUAAAGUAUGUGAGGGAAACCAUACUCUUGCGGAGUCAUCCAAGGAGUGGUUUAAGGUCUACCGUGUUUCAGAGCAAUCCGAAAAUUACGAAUGGACUGAGACUCACAGCUUCUUUGCGCUGAUGGGCGGUUUCAUGCUUUAUGUGGACGGGGAGCCCUACCAUAUACUAUUGCCCCACCAACUUCUCCGACUGAUACGUGCUGGAUCUAUCGAUUUCCCUACCCUGACGGUAAAGGAGAUCCGCGACCGUAGCAAAGGGAAUAUGAUAUCAAAAGGAUUGGUCACCCUUCAGGUGUCUUGGUUUAUUAUGCAGCUCAUUUCUCGUGCCAUUUAUCACCUCGAGACUACACAGAUUGAGGCGGCGACACUCGCUUUUGCGGUUCUCAAUUUCAUUACCUAUGCUGUGUGGUGGAAUAAGCCUAUCGACAUACAAUGUUCUCAUCCAGUCUACUGGAAGUCGUCCGAGCCCAAACCGGCAGAUGACUAUUUUGAUGAUGUCUCUGAAAAUGAUGACCUUGGGGCGGUGCAUUCCGAGAGGGUUGUUCCUUCACUCAUCAACUCAAUCCUGCUCGUCAUUGGCGUUGAUGCCAUGUCCCCUCGAAAGUUACGAGUUCCAACAUAUGAUGAUAUGCACAACAUCAACCUAAAACGUUGGGAAGGUAAUCUUCUUACGCUCACUGGAAUUACCGUGUCAACCCUCUUUGGCGGCAUCCAUUGUACUGCUUGGUUCUAUGUCUUCCCCACAUACGAAGAGGAGGUCACAUGGCGCGUAUGUGCCGUCACUAUAAUUGUCGCACCCUUGCUUGCUUUCGUGGUGGCCUUCCUCUUCAAGUUUAUACCGACAGCUGGCAAAAUUGACGAAGUAGUGAGAUUUAUGUUUACCAUGGCGUGUCCCAUAUUGUACAUCAUAUCGCGUUCUAUCCUCUUCGUACUCAUGUUCACCACUUUACGCAACCUUCCUCCUGACGCAUACAAGAUAGUGGCAUGGACUAGUUUUGUACCACACCUGUAGUUCUUGCUCGUGGUACAUGUUAUACAUUUGUGCUUGUGUAAGAGUCAAUAGCAUUCUCGUG
This is a messenger RNA of Suillus paluster, 1579 nucleotides long. RefSeq lists its product as uncharacterized. Bases 82 to 1518 code for a protein of 478 amino acids. The transcript is spliced from 5 exons. Lineage: Eukaryota; Fungi; Basidiomycota; Agaricomycetes; Boletales; Suillaceae. The record is from RefSeq and is a predicted model, not a curated record.